AUGGCUGCUGAAAACGAAACUGUGGUGAGGGAUUUUGUCUUGUUGGGCUUUGCCAGUGUCCCCAAGAGCCAGGAGCUGCUCUUCACCCUAUUCCUUCUCAUCUAUGUGGUCACCUUGGCUGGGAAUGGGAUCAUCAUUGUGAUAACCAGCAUUGACCCUCGCUUGGAUACUCCCAUGUACUUUUUUCUUAGAAACCUUUCAAUCAUUGACAUAUGCUACAUCUCCAGCACUGUGCCCCAGCUGCUUGUGCACUUCCUGAGCCAGACACACACUAUCUCCCUGGUAGCUUGUGCCCUGCAGAACUAUGCCUUCUUUGCUUUUGGGGUGACUGAAUGCUUCCUGCUGGCUGUCAUGGCCUAUGACCGAUAUGUAGCAAUUUGCAACCCACUAAACUAUACCCUUGUGAUGAGUCGCUAUGCUUGUGGCAAGAUGGCAGUGGCUUCAUGGGUCAGUGGUUUCCUCCACUCUGUAGUGCUGACUGUCUACACUUUCCAUGUGCCAUUCUGUGGGUCCAACCAAAUUGACCACUUCUUCUGUGAGGCACCCCAGGUGCUAAAGCUGGCCUGUACUGACACCUAUCUCAACGAGCUGGUCAUCUUUGCUGUGGCCAUACUGGUGCUCAUUAUCCCGCUCUCUUUGGUCUUUGUCUCAUACUCACAAAUCCUAACCACCAUCCUCCGCAUGACUACAGCUGCUGGGCGCCGCAAAACCUUCUCCACCUGUGCCUCACAUCUGACUGUGGUAUCCCUCUUCUAUGGGGCAGCCAUCUUUAUGUACAUGUGGCCUAAGACAAGCCAUUCAGCCCAGCAAGACAAGAUGAUCUCCUUGUUUUAUGCUGUCAUCACUCCCAUGAUCAACCCCAUGAUCUACAGCCUCCGGAACAAAGAAGUGAAGGGAGCUGUGAUGAGGGCUUUAGGCAGGAAGGUGUCAUCAUAA
Messenger RNA from Alligator mississippiensis (American alligator), 936 nucleotides. RefSeq names its product olfactory receptor 10A7. The transcript has a single exon. The coding region runs from base 1 to 936 and encodes 311 amino acids. The record is from RefSeq and is a predicted model, not a curated record. Gene Ontology annotation, molecular function: G protein-coupled receptor activity; olfactory receptor activity. Gene Ontology annotation, cellular component: membrane. Gene Ontology annotation, biological process: G protein-coupled receptor signaling pathway. NCBI's taxonomy places the organism in Eukaryota, Metazoa, Chordata, Crocodylia, Alligatoridae.